Messenger RNA from Amphimedon queenslandica, 823 nucleotides. Its product is annotated as halilectin 3, alpha chain-like. Lineage: Eukaryota; Metazoa; Porifera; Demospongiae; Haplosclerida; Niphatidae. Bases 23 to 697 code for a protein of 224 amino acids. The record is from RefSeq and is a predicted model, not a curated record. Gene Ontology annotation, molecular function: calcium ion binding. Gene Ontology annotation, cellular component: lysosome; extracellular region. Gene Ontology annotation, biological process: cell-matrix adhesion. The transcript has 4 exons.
GAAGCGAGGUCACAGAGUCAAGAUGAAGUGUCUCUUUCUUGUAGCAACUCUUUUUGUAGUAGUCCUGUCUCAAACUCCACAGAGAAGAUGCCGUGAGGCUCCUUAUAAGUUUUCUGGUUCAUUCAAGGAGGUUAACUAUGAUGCUAGACCUGGUGAGGUCUCAUUCCGUUUUGCCAAUAUUUCCUACAGCAGGACUGAGAUGAAAAUAAAAGUUGAAAUGUUUGAGAGACAAGAAGGAGGCAGGGAUUUUGUCACUGAAACAGAUCUCCUCCUGUUUACUGAAAGAACCCGCUAUCGUGUGUAUGAGGGUCAUUGCACUAAAUCCGAGAUCGAAUCUACAGAAUCAUUCCCAGAUUUUGGAAUACCAGAAAAUGCUACCUUUUUUGGUUCUGACUACCUUGGAGCUGAAGGACCUAACCUUGGCGUGCUUGUUGAUAACUUUUAUCACAGAGAUGGGGAAGGAGGAGAUUAUCACGGAAGUUUUGCACCUGUUGGGUUUACUGGAACUGUCUGCUGGCCAGUUGUUGAGAGUUUUGUUCGUAGGACUCCACCUCGCUCCCCUAGGCCUACAUCUACCAAUGUUGCUUAUGAAUUUAUGAAUUUGUCAACUACUCUUGCUGAAGAUGCUUUUGAAAUACCUAAAGAGUGCGAGACGCCACCACCACCACCAAUCAUUAGGGGACGCAAUGUUCUUUAAAAAUAUUCUACUGUAAAAAAUGCUGCACAAGAACAAAUUAUAGACUGAAUGCAAUUAGAAAUGUGUUACAUGCUGGCAUUAUUAUUGUUACCUCAAUUUUCAUUUUUCGCUAUUAUUAAAACAUUA